Aureobasidium subglaciale EXF-2481 is the source of this 5973-nucleotide messenger RNA. RefSeq lists its product as uncharacterized. The transcript is spliced from 4 exons. The coding region runs from base 1 to 5973 and encodes 1990 amino acids. The record is from RefSeq and is a predicted model, not a curated record. Gene Ontology annotation, biological process: RNA export from nucleus; post-transcriptional tethering of RNA polymerase II gene DNA at nuclear periphery; protein import into nucleus. Gene Ontology annotation, molecular function: structural constituent of nuclear pore. NCBI's taxonomy places the organism in Eukaryota, Fungi, Ascomycota, Dothideomycetes, Dothideales, Saccotheciaceae. Gene Ontology annotation, cellular component: nuclear pore; nuclear pore cytoplasmic filaments.
AUGUCGGGCUUCGGUGGGUUCAACCAAGGUGGAGGCUUUUCGUCAACCAACAAUAACAACAACACUGGUGGCUUUGGAGGCUUUGCAAACAGCACGACAGGCACUGGAUUCAACGGUGGGCAAAGCGCUUUCGGCCAGCCUGCUGCUGGCGCGAGUGUUUUCGGCGCGUCUGCCAACAAUACAGGAAGCAGCUUCGGAUUCGGAAACAACGCACCUGCCGCAACCACCAGCUCACCCUUUGGAGGAGGCGCUAAGCCAUUCGGUACCACUGCGCCUGGAACAGGAGGAGGUCUGUUCGGGGGCGGUGCUGCUUCAGGCACCAAUGCCUUCAACAGCAACAACAAUAACACCGCCAAUACGGCGUUCGGCGGCGGUUCGGGCUUCAACGCACCUUCAUCGGGAGGGAGCCUCUUUGGAGGCGCUAAGACAACAACCUUUGGCGGCGCGCAGCCGACUAGCAACACAAUGUUCGGAGGCCAGCCCGCCGCUCAGACAUCUGGCUUCGGCCAGGUUACCACGACCGGCAAUGGAUUCGGGAAUGCUCAAGCAGCUCCGCCUACCAACAAUGGCACAGCCAGUACACCUUUCAGCCCUUUCAUCGAGAAGGACAAUGCAUCAUCCACGAACUCGCACUAUCAGUCUAUCACGUUCAUGCAGCCUUACCAGGCCUUCUCCUUUGAGGAACUAAGAUUAGCCGACUACACAGCUGGUCGCAAGUUCGGCAACGCCAACGGACAGGCUGGUGCGUUUGGUCAGAGUACUGGCUUUGGUGGCUCUGCAUUCAACUCUGGUGCGACAGGCGGUGCUACUCCGGCUUUCGGACAGUCUGCGACUACCAACACUGGAGGCGGCAUCUUCGGUGCUCAGUCCAGCGCUCCGUCUCUAUUUGGCGCUCAGCCUACCGCUCCUUCAACUGGGUUUGGACAGGUCGGAACCUCGAAUACCAUGUUCGGUCAACAACAACCUAAGCCUGCCGGGUCUCUCUUUGGUGCAGCUCCUGCGUCAAGUACCACUUCAGGCGGCGGCAUAUUUGGAACCGCGAACAACAACACGAACAACGCUUUUGGAUCGUCGUUUGGUGGUGCCAACAACACUCAACAGACAGCCCAAGCCAACUCGGGCGGGAGCAUGUUCGGCGCCGCUGCCAACAACACGCAGAAUAAGCCGUUCGGUGGCUUUUCCAACACUCCAGCUUCUACAUCAGCAUUUGGUCAGCCUGCCGGGAACACCCUCUUUGGGCAGCAAAACGCGACCAGCACUGCGUCCCUCUUUGGUGGUGCUCAACAGAACACCACUGCAUCUCCAUUCGGUGGUGCUCAGCAGACCACCACUCCCGCGAACAACUCUGCGUUUGGUCAGCAACAAAAUCAGCAACAACAAGGUCAGACUGGGACCGGCACGAGUCUCUUUGGUGGCGGUAGCGGCGCUUUCGGGCAGAACAACCAGCAGAAGCCAAGUCCCUUCGGAGGCGCAGCCACUGGUAGCACAGGUACAAAUCUGUUCGGGGGUGCGCAAACACAGCAGAACAACACCGGUGGAGGGAUCUUCGGCCAGAACGCGAACAACAACCAAGCUCAAGGUGGCGGGAUUUUCGGGGGUGCUAAGCCUGCAACUGGAGGCUCUCUCUUCGGAGGUGCACAGGGUCAGCAGAACACGGGUGGCUCGCUCUUCGGAGGAGCUCAAGCCCAGCAGAACACUGGAGGCUCUCUCUUUGGUGGUCAAGCCAAUCAGCAGAAGCCCGCUGGCAGUCUGUUCGGCGGUGCUAACAACCAGCAAGCAACCGGUAGCUCGACCCUCUUUGGUGGUAGCCAGAACCAGCAACAGAAUGCAGGCGGAGGCAUGUUCGGUGCCGGCAGCACUCAGCAGUCUGGCCAGUCGAACAGCCUCUUCGGUCAGAGCAAUCAGCAACAAUCUAGCUUCCCUGCUACUCUACUGACCAAUCCCUAUGGCAACGACCAACUCUUCAGCAACCUCGGAAGCCCAGCUCCUGCUGUCGGACCCAUUGCUACACCUCUGUCCGGAGCGCAGAAGCCGGCUAAGCGCCCUACCGCUCUCCCUCAAUUCAAGAUCAACCCCAGCGCAAGCUUGCGUCUCAUCACGCCUCAGAAGCGCUCGAACGGUUACGGCUUCUCUUACGCUACUUAUGGCACUCCUGGCAGCGCGCAGAGCUUCACAUCCAACGGUCUUGGAAGCAGCUUGUUGCAGUCAGGCGGCUUGAGUCGCUCUCUGGGCAAGAGUUUCUCGACCAGCAACCUCAACAAGAGCGUAGGCAGUGGCGACAGUGUCCUUGCUCCUGGAGCAUUCACCCCAAACAAUCGAUCCUACUCGGGCGGCAGCAUUCGUAGACUGAAAAUUGACCGCAACUUGAGAACUGAUCUGUUUGGUGACAACAAUUCCGUCGAGCCUCCGACUAAGCGCGUCAGCUUUGACGAUGGCGACAAGGGCAAGACUUCGACAAAUGGUUACACUGAGGCUCCUUCCAACAGUGCUCUUGUUCGCACCGAGACAGAGGGAUCUGAGCCCUCUGCUGAGGACCUUGGUUACUCCCGUGCCGAGCGUCCUUCAGCCAAUGGCACUUCAGUCAACGGCACAUCCUCCAUCAACAACCAAGGCAGAGGCAGUGAAUUGCCCAUGGUGCCUGAAGACGGCCCCGCCCCUUCCUCCUCUCAGGCUAAGACAGUAUCCGCCAAGGACUUACCGCGCUCUCAGGUUGAUCCUCAGAUUGGUGAAUACUGGAUGGCCCCCUCGAUGGACGACCUCCGCAACAUGUCUCGCCAACAACUCAAGAGCGUUUCCGGUUUCACCGUUGGUCGUUAUGGUGUUGGUAAGAUCGAAUUUGACCUCGUCGAUCUUUCCCAAGUCCCCCUGAACGAUAUCGUCGACGGCAUUGUUAAGCUUAAUGUGCGUUCUGCAACUGUCUACACGAGUGGAGUCAACACUCCCCCCAUGGGUCAGGGACUCAACGUGCCUUCCACCAUCACUCUCGAGAACUCGUGGCCUCGUGCUCAGGGCGGACGUCUCCCUGUCCAUGAGCGCAAAGGAAACCGCUUUGAAAAGCACAUCGAACGUCUUCGUCGCGUCGUCGACACUGAGUUUGUCAGCUACGACCCCGAGAGUGGCGUGUGGGUCUUCCGUGUUCUCCACUUCACAACUUACGGACUCGAUGACGAUGAUGAGUCAGACGACGAGGCGGAUUAUGGCAAUGAGAUGAACGCCAGUCAAGAACCCACUCCCAAUGGUAACAACAUCAACAACGCUGUUCAAGAGAUGUCCCAGGUCUCAUCUGAGGAGGGUUCCGUCAUCAGCGAUGAAGAUGAUGAAUCUAAUCCUGAUGAUACCUUUGACUUCAAGAAAGGUCCGUCUAAAAUUCUGCCUGGCAGCUUCGGUGCUCAGCCAAUUCACAAUGAUGACGAAAUGGCUGACGACAACGAUGCUCAGGACGAGGAUUCCUCUCAUCUCGAACAGCAAGGCGCACAAUCGCUUGAAGAUCCGUUUAGGUCUUCUGGCAGCAGCAACGCACCUCCCGUUGAGGCUGUUGACGAAUACAUGGAGGAGGAGAUGUAUGACGAGGAGAUGAGUGAACAAGACAUGGCGGGAUCAUAUCCGAGACCUGAACUUGUUGCUUCGGCUCCGUACAACGAUUAUGGCGUCUCAUUCAGCGGAUCAUUUAUGCCAAAGUCAAUUCUUAAAGCAUCAACUAUGUUGAACGGCACCCCCAAGAAAGAUCUCACUCUCGCCGGCGACUGGGCAGAACAGCUUCAGAGAACUGCGAGUCCGAAAAAGCAAGAUCGUCAGGCUCUUCGUGAACGUCAAAGUGUGAUGGGUGCACCCCCUGCUGAUACCGCACCACCCUUGGCCGCUUCUAUUGCGGGUAAGGCUUUCUCUACAACCAUGGAUAUCAUGAACUCUCUUUGGGGACCCCCGGUCUCUGUCGCAGGCCCUGCUUUGCAAGCAAGCAGUGUUGGUGGAAAAGGUUUCGAGUGGCCAUACCAGAAGCAGUCGAGAACUGAAGAUGCUUUUGCCGACAUGAAUGAGACCGAACGCGGCUUCCACACAUCGUUCAAGUCCCGCUGGGCGAACGACGGCACCCUAGUCUACAGCACGAACGGUACUGCACUCGCGCCAUCUGGCAACAUGAUCGGCUCGAAGAGACCCCUUGUAUCAGGACACAAGGAAGUCCGCUUUACCCAGUUCAGCUCGCCUCUCGACACACUCACCACUUCCCUUCAAUUGCAGCUAAAACAAUCACCCGUCACCUCCGCCGAGACCUCUUUCGCUGCCAUCGCUGAGAGCCUUGCACAUCCCGAGACACCCGAAGCCAAACAUGAACGCGCUGUCUGGCGACUGGCCUCUAUCCUCUUCGACCCAAUCGAGACUGCGUGUGCCGACAUAGUCAAGAACAUACCGGCUGCCCAAGUUGCCAAGAUCGAGUCACGCGUCCGCCGUGACGCUUUGUCAAGCUUCUGGGCUCAACUAGUUCAUCCUGAGGCUGCACAGCAUGCCAAGGACGCAAGCACAUCUGAGGAGAGAGCAAUUGCUUUCAUGAGUGGUAACAGCAUCGAGGACGCAUGUGCAGCCCUCCUUGAGGGUCGCGACUUCCGUCUUGCAACCAUCGUUGCUCAAUUGCCUGGCAAUGCCAAGUCGAAGGAGAUGAUGACCAAACAGAUUGAAAGCUGGAGAUCACAGAACAUGGUCUCUGAGAUGACUGAGUCUGUACGUGCAUUGUACGAGCUGGUCGCAGGUAACACCUGCGUCAGUGAAGGGAAGAGUGGUGCGUCUGAAGACAGAGCUUCCUCGUUCAGCAUCUCGUCUCGUUUUGGCCUUGACUGGCGUCGCUCUUUCGGGCUGCGACUCUGGUUCUCCGGUGCCGGCGAGUCUCUGGCGGAUGCUGUGCAAUUGUACGUUGACGACGUUGCUGCUGGAAAGGAGACCGUUCGCCCGGUACCUUACUUCACCGAGCAGUCUCUUACACCUUCGUGGACUGAUGACAAUGUUCAGAGCAAUGAAGACACCUUACUUGGUCUGUUGAAGCUGUACUCAAGAAACCCAUCCUCAAACGCUGGCGAUGUUCGCGCUCUGGUCUCCAAUUUGCUUACCCCUGCAUCUGUCUCUGGAAGCCCUCUCAAUGCACGCCUCUCAUGGCAGUUGGCCACUCUUCUCCAGAAGAAGGGCAUCCUCACUUCUGCCGAAUUGAGUGACGCUUCACUGGACCAGCUGUCUCUGACUCUGUCCAGCCAACUCGAGACAGCCAACGAGCUCGUCUUUGCCACCAACGUCCUGCUGCACUUGACAAACGAGUCAGCCCGUGAAAGACACGUCCGCGACCUACUCUACCGCCGCGCAUCCGCCCUCUACGAUGCCUCGAAUCCAGACGCCCUCCCCACAGUCCUGACCCAAGACUUUGGCAUCCCUGAACAAUGGCUCUGGCACGCUCGCGCACUCUACGCACGCUCCAUGCUCGACGACCAUAAUUCCGAAGUCACAUACCUGCUCCGCGCUGGGGACUCCGCACAAGCUCACUCAGUGCUCUGUCGCUCUGUCGGCCCUGCCGCCAUUAUCGAGCAGGAAUACGACGCCUUGCGCGAACUCCUCGGCUUGUUCCACGACAUGCUCCCGGUCAACAGCGUCGAAAACUGGCGUUUCGGCGGUCAAGUCUACUUCGACUACAUUCACCUCCUCGACCUCGUCCACCGCGACGACGACGCCAGUAGAACAUCCAAAAAGGAACUACUUGAUCGUCUCACCAUUGCUUUGCCCAGUGUCCUCGAAGGUAGAGCUGGUAAGGUCGAUCUCGCGGAACGCGUUGCCAUUGGCGAAAUGGCUGGAUUGGUCAAGGCGGAAGUUGAGAAGAUGGGUAGAGAGGAGAGGGGGGUGGAUAGAGCUUUGGUGAACAGACUUCCUGUUGCUGGGGCUGGGUUCGCUAGGCAAGGCGUUGAUCUUAGCAGGGCUUAUUAUCGUGCUAUCGUUGCUUGA